Molecule: messenger RNA, 1557 nt
Organism: Aspergillus calidoustus
Lineage: Eukaryota; Fungi; Ascomycota; Eurotiomycetes; Eurotiales; Aspergillaceae
Source: the annotation of a GenBank genome assembly
AUGGUCUAUCGUGGAAAGCCUAGUAAAGCGUGCUCGGAAUGUCGAAUCAAGAGAAGAAAGUGCGACUUGUCGAGACCAGCAUGUCGUCAAUGCGUCAGAGCUGGCUCUACAUGUGAUGGAUACCGAGAUGCAAACUAUCUUACCAUCCGAGACCAGACUGCCGAGACUGUGGGCAAGAUCCCGCUCUUUUCCGAAAACAACGCGCUUCAUAUCUCGUUUGACGGCAACCAGGGUGGCUCUGCAGGACCCAGACCAUCCCAGCCGGCGCAGGUUUACCACUCCAAGGAGCGACGCAGGCAUGGACCCUGGCUCAGAAUUGAAAUACCACUAGAAGACCAGGCUCUGCAUUUCUUUUUCCAUCAUUAUGCCGUGCACGGCUCUUCCCAGACCUACAGUCACCCCGACUGUCGCAGUAUUAUCUACGCAAGGGCAACCGGGUCCGGAUAUUUGGCUAGUCUCAUCACUGCAGUUGGACUAGCUAGCCUGGCAUAUGUUGAAAGUGCACCUACAUUGACCCAAGCAGCGAGCCGGACGUUUUCUCGCGCCCUUUGCGAUAUACGCGCGGCACUGGAGGAUCCAACCGAGGCAGCGUCCGACCAGAUGCUCGUUGCUGUGAUGCUUCUAGCGUUGCAUGAAACUGUCGCGUCUGAUUUUGAUGACGAUUCAAACCCGUGGGAUAGACACGUGGAUGGAGCUCUGGCGUUGAUACAGCUCCGAGGGGCUGCCCAGUUAUGCAACAGGAUCAGUCGAUGCAUUUUUCUCAACCUAACUACCGAAAUCCUUAUAAACUGCCUCCAGCGCGGGGUGCGGGUACCCAUCUUAUUGAUCAACUUGAUGGCCGAUGCUCGAAAGUAUGAAACUGCGCAAGAAGAGCCUGCUACUAGGCUAGCAGACAUGAUUGUCAGUGUCUGCGCGAUAAUAGCCUCGGGCAAGGAAAAUAUCAUGCGUGAAGAAGAUUUAUCAUCUUAUAUCUCUGCACUUUUGUCGAUUGAUACAGAUCUCGAGUGCUGGACACAAAUCCUCCCAGCCGAGUACGAGUAUACCACUUUAACCGACUCAGACGAUCUGAGAGCAACAAAGGCGUACAUAGGACGAUACGACACAUAUACUAGCGUCGAGAUCGCCCACACUUGGAAUCUGCAGCGGUGUGCGCGCAUUACUCUCCGCCAGGCCCUCCUCGAAACGUUGUCGAAACACCCCCACAGACCGUCUUCCCAGCCAACAUUACCGUUCUUACCUCCAUCGAUAUCGUACACACGCCUACUCCAUUCUUCAGACACGGUGAUAGAGGAGAAUACCCGCGAUAUAUGCUACAGCGUCCCAUAUAUUGUCCAUGGUUGUAACAAAGCCAGGAAAUCGAGCGACUUGCGCGCAGCUCGAAUCUUGCAUUUAUUGUGGCCCCUUUACAUUGCAGGGAUGGCGCGUACUGCGGACGAUACCUUGCGCUUUUGGGUUGCCUUGAAAUUGAAGAUGAUUGGAGAAGUCACUGGGAUUCAGGAAGCGAAGCGUAUGGCUUUGAGUGUACGGCGUCAGUGUUUAUCGUUGGAAACACUUUGA